AUGACGCAUCACUGCCUUGACCGCGGCGACCCGGCAGAGGUCGACGGUGCCGUAUCCUUCAAGGGCCAACGCAUCUCCUAUGACGAAGCCAGCGACCGUAUGCGCUGCAUUUACACACCCAAGCUUCUCUUCCAAAGCUCCUCGGAGCUGCGCAACUACGGAUUCUGGGGCUUCACGACAGGGUCCGAGUUUCCAGAACUCUCACCAGCCGACGCUGCGCAACUCGAUGCCGGCGCCGUGCACGCGCAUGUCGACGUGCGACCGAUUUCAAUUCCUGGCGUCGGAGAGCAGCUCGGCUUGUUUGCGACGGCACCGAUCGCUGGCGACACGCUCCUUGGUGAAUACACAGGCGUCGUUCAGGUCGACCGAGGCGACGGCUUCGACAGCUACGGCCUCGCGUACCCGUCGGUCUUCGAAGAUGGCAACAUGGUUGUGAGUGCAAACGAGUACGGCAAUAUCAUUCGAAAACGCUAG
Molecule: messenger RNA, 474 nt
Organism: Saprolegnia parasitica CBS 223.65
Lineage: Eukaryota; Oomycota; Saprolegniomycetes; Saprolegniales; Saprolegniaceae
Exons: 2
Coding region: 1-474 (157 amino acids)
Source: RefSeq, a predicted model, not a curated record